Molecule: messenger RNA, 2826 nt
Organism: Pelodiscus sinensis (Chinese soft-shelled turtle)
Lineage: Eukaryota; Metazoa; Chordata; Testudines; Trionychidae
Source: RefSeq, a predicted model, not a curated record
CCUAGUUACAAGGGCAGAGUCUAUUGCUGUCUAUGGAUUCCCUCUGUCUGUUUUCCCAACUCUAAGCAAAACAGAGGGCAAGGGAGAGUGCUUUACCUUAGGGGUGUAGGUUCCCAAGUGAUCUCUCUCUCUGGAAAAGGUUUUCUUUUUAAAUAUUUUCUUGUAAUCACUUGGGCGGUGGCAGUGCAGAACCAGCCUUGUCUUUUUUGGAUCUCAGGGGGACUGAGAUUGACUAAGUUUUUCUCUGUGAAUCACAGACACAGAUUUUGCAGUGUUUAUUCCGCUAGCAGUGUGUCACGUUGGGGGACUGAGCCAUGACACUUGCUUUGAGCACAUCAUCCUCUCCUUGAAUCCUUCCACUGGUUCCCCUCUUCUCUGUUGAAUGUACAAAAGCGAUUCUUCUUCACCUCAAAGAUUCUUAAACCCCACUGACCGUCUUUUAUUCACUACUGAAAUGUCAGCUCCUGCCUCCAAUUGGCUCUGGGUAUCAGCCUCCAUUGCUCACGUUCAGUGUCCAAACAAGUCCUUUCAUGCUUUCUCCUGUGUUGCUCCCCAUACGCGGGAGCCUCUCUCCAUAUUCACCCACAAAGCUACCUCAUUCUCCACCUCAAUUCCUGUUGCAAAACUCUCCUUUGCCUCAAGCCUACAGAAAAACAAGACAACAGGUAAUGUGCCCUGAGACCACAGCUGACCAUUUUCUCAUUGUUUUCUUGUAUCCUGCCAUCUAGAACUCUCUAGCCAGCGAGCGUCUUUUCUCUUCUAUUUAGACCUCGGCUCUUCGGCACAGAGACUCUCUUUGACCUGUGAUUGUGCAGAACCUAGCGCAGUGGGGUCCUGGUCUUGGGUGCCAUGGCAACACAAAUCAAUCACAGUCGUAGUUUUGGCCCUCUGAGAGGUGCAGACCUUGGGUGAAGCCCAGGGAAUUGCUGUGACAUCUGUUUCUCUCUUUCCAGCAUCCGAAAGAAUUUUGGCUGUGGAGCUAAUGUCGCUAUGCAAGCAAAGCAGCGAAUGGCUUACGGGAUUAUCAAGGAUGAGCACAAAAAACUGGGCCCUAUGAAAUUUUCAGAGACUGCUGUCACAAUCCUCUUCAUAUUACUGGUGGUGCUUUGGUUUACCAGGGACCCUGGGUUCAUGGCAGGCUGGGCAACUAAUAUCUUCAACCAGAAUGGCAAAAGUUAUGUGACUGAUGCUACAGUUGUCAUCUUCAUUUCACUUCUGAUGUUCCUAAUUCCUUCAGAGAUCCCCAUUUAUCUCUGUCGCAACAGGACUCAGCAAGCACAACAGCAAGGUAGCAGAAAGAUUCGAGUAGUCCCUGCUCUCUUGGAUUGGAAGACGGUUAAUCAGAAGAUGCCCUGGAACAUUGUGAUUUUGUUGGGCGGUGGCUUUGCCCUAGCCAAAGGCAGCGAGGAAUCUGGUUUGUCUUCAUGGCUAGGUAGCAAACUGGCUCCUUUGGAGAAUAUCUCACCACCAGCUAUUGUUUUGCUAUUGUGUCUCCUGAUUGCCACUUUCACUGAAUGCACCAGCAAUGUGGCUACCACCACUCUCUUCCUUCCUAUACUGGCUUCCAUGUCUCAAGCCAUCUGCCUCAAUCCGCUCUACGUCAUGCUGCCUUGCACACUUUCAGCAUCCCUGGCGUUCAUGCUCCCCGUGGCCACUCCUCCCAAUGCCAUUGCUUUCUCCUAUGGACAGCUCAAGGUUAUCGACAUGGCUAAAGCCGGGAGCGUACUCAACAUUCUGGGUGUCCUGACAAUCAUGUUAGCCAUACACACCUGGGGCUUCUCCUUGUUUGAUUUGAACCACUUUCCAGUAUGGGCAAACAGCACGUCACCAGCUGCCUGUAAAUAAUAUGGACAAAUGGAACCACGAGCGGUCUCUGAUGGAGCAGAAUAUUGUUCACUCUGACCACCAGCUUGAUCUGCUCAAGCUUUUGUGAUGUACUGGAUCAGACACAACCUCUAGAAACCAAGCACCCAGACGUUAACAACGGAAUUCUCUGGCUUUUCUACUGUGUGCACAAGAUAUAGCCUUAUGCUGGGCAACUUUUGCUGGGAUCCCCAGGCUACCUUUCUCUUGGGAACCAGUGGGAAAUUUUCCCCAGUACUAGGCAUUCCUAUCAGAGCGCAGAUUUUACCUGUAAAUUCCGUGUUUGCUCUGAGUGUGCCAGGAGAGGAAAGGAAGGGUGGCACAGAAGUGCAUAUAAGAAGAAAGAGGGGAACAGUUUGUACUUGAUGCUGUGACUGCAACUGUGUGUUUGAAACUAAAUGCAUACCUCUGUUUGUAGGCACAGACCUCUCUGUGUAGGUAUGCUUGUACUCGGGCCUGGUGAACAUAAAAUUGUACGCAUGACCUGCAAGCACUCCAACAAUCUAUGCAUUAUAAUGAUUGUAGACUAAUCAAAACACUAUCUAGACCAUUCUAUUUCUCUAAUUUAUUUAUUUAAAAUUCACUCUGUAGUUGAAGUGAAAAGGAGCUUCUGAAAACAAGAGGCUAUUUUCACUAUCACAUCAAUCCUAAGACUAUUUAUGGAGGCCCAAAGACUGUGCAAAGACAGUCUGUUUUGUGUCAAGGUCCAAAUUUCUUGUUGAAAAUCUAAUCAAGGUACAGAUUCCAGACAAAAAUAACAAGCCCCCCAACAAUACUGUUAGCAAUAACUACAUAAAAAGAUCUAGGGGGCUGUCUAAAAGCAUCUUGCAGUCAAGAUAUGGCCCACUGUCACCUCUUGACUCCCCCUGCUGUAAGGACAUGACAGGAACUAUAGUGUUCUCCUGAGAAUGGGGAAAUUCUUGUUUCCUAAAGUAUUGAUUGAAUUAAAGAAUUUUUAUGCAA